This is a messenger RNA of Hyaena hyaena (striped hyena), 2091 nucleotides long. RefSeq names its product immediate early response 2 (gene IER2). The coding region runs from base 467 to 1135 and encodes 222 amino acids. The transcript has a single exon. Lineage: Eukaryota; Metazoa; Chordata; Mammalia; Carnivora; Hyaenidae. The record is from RefSeq and is a predicted model, not a curated record.
GUGCGAAGGGAAACUUGCCACCUACAAACCACUGGGGCUUCAAACGCAAGCACGUGGGUGGACUCUGAUCCCCAUCCGCCACCCUGCUCUUCUGGGCCCGCGCGCCCGCGCAUUGAGGGUCCUGAGAAAGGGGACCACCCGGAGAGCUCUGCGUGGACUAAGGAAGGCUCCUCAACGCCCCGACUCCCGUCCCUUCUCCCGCCUCGGUAAAUUCCACCCUGUCGCUUUAAGGAGUCUCUCGCCGCGGUGCGUUGGGAAGCCCGGAUGCGGCUCUCUGAUUGGGCGGGGCGUCUCCGUGACUUCACUCCGGGUACAAAAGGGCCCGGGUGGCGGGCGCCGCGGUAGAGCGUCCGAGCAGUGUCACAGCGUGGGCUGGCGUGAGGGGAGAAGCGUGAACGAGCGCGUAGCCCGGAGUGCACCUGCUACCUGUCCUGCCCAGCCAGGGAGCCCCUGCCGUCUAGCCGCCAUGGAGGUGCAGAAGGAGGCGCAACGUAUCAUGACCCUGUCGGUGUGGAAGAUGUACCAUUCGCGCAUGCAGCGCGGUGGCCUGCGGCUGCACCGGAGUCUACAGUUGUCGCUGGUCAUGCGCAGCGCGCGAGAGCUCUACCUCUCAGCCAAGGUGGAAGCCCACGAGUCCGAGGUGCCCUUGCCGCCCGUGCGCUCCCCUGAUCCUCGCCUGCACCAGUUGCGGGAAGCGGAAGCUGUAUCCGAGGCAGCGCCCCCCGACGGUGAGCAGCCUUCCCCGGAGCCCAUGGACACGCGGGAGGCACCGCGAGCCGAGGAGACCCCAGCCCCCUGUGCCCCGCGCCCCACCAAAGUCAGCCGCAAGCGGCGGAGCAGCAGCCUAAGUGACGGCGGGGACGUCGGACUGGUCCCAAGCAAGAAAGCCCGUCUAGAAGGAGAGGAGGAGGAAGGAGCCUCUUCGGAGGUCCCCGAUCGCCUGCAGCCACCUCCCGCGCAAGCGGAGGGCGCCUUCCCCAACCUGGCGCGCGUCCUACAGAGGCGCUUCUCUGGCCUCCUGAACUGCAGCCCCGCCGCCCCCCCGACGGCGCCGCCGGCAUGCGAGACGAAGCCUGCCUGCCGCCCCGCGGACAGCAUGCUGAACGUGCUCGUGCGGGCCGUGGUGGCCUUCUGAGGGUCCCCGAGCGGCGCUACGGGAGCCCAGAGCGCGGGCCGAACCGUCGGCCGGAGUGCGCACACCCGAGGCGGGGCCCACCCCCGGGGGAGCGCCCGCUGAAACCGUGGAGAGGAGCUGCCGCCCGGGCUGUUGAGAGGCCUGAAGAGGGACUCUGCCCCCGGGGAGCCGUCGCCGCCUGUGCCCAGCGGCGGCGCCGAGGAGCCUGAGCGGGGAGCGCGAGCGCCUUCCGCCGAGACCUGCUGCGCCCACAGGUGCUGUCUUAACGGACUGGGACGUGGACCUUUCCCUCUCCUUAUGGGACUGGGAGCAGGGAGGCUUGGUUCUUUAAACUCCUCAGGGUCGGACUUUAUUUUUUUACUGGGAGCUGUGCUGCCCUUUCAAGGUUUUUCAAUAGUUGGUGUUUGCAUUUCCAACCUCAGAGAAUUCCAGGCAGCCGCUCCCUUCCCCCACCAGUGACAUACUUGUGCAAGCGGUCAUCGUUGCGUCAUGGGGCAGACGUGGGGAGCUUCCUGUUGCCUUGCGUGGGUGUGGGGCCUGGGAGGAGGGUCUGGGGUGUGGACCGCCCUGGGGAAUGGGAGGAGGGCGUCCUGAGUCACCUCGCCCCGCGCCCCUGCGCCUUCGGGUGUAUAGCAGGGGCAAGGUGGGGGCCGAUCUAAUUUCAGGUUAAAAUCUUCCUCGUCUGGGGCGUUCGAGGUGGUAAUACGUUCACAGUCUCCAGCGUGACCGUCCCUCAGACUCACGGAUCCUGGUCUGAAUCACAAAACUGGGUGGGGGUGUUUGGGGGAACUGGGACCAGUUGCUGGUGAGACUGGGCCAGUUUGGGAAGGGGGAAGAUUCUUGCCAGAGCGUGCUGAGGUCUGUUUACCUUUACUGUGGCGGAUUCUGUUUAAUUUCAUCUAUCUGGCUUCUCGCUAGAAACGCCAGAUAGGAAAAUAAAGACCAUUUGAAUAAAG